AUGGACGACGCUGCCUCUGCCGACGUGCCAACGCCACGCUUGCCGCGUCGCCGUCCACUUGACGGAACAGCGGAGCGACGCGGCGCAGGCGAUGCCAGCAAAUGUGGCGCUACUAGUACUGCUGUUCCCUUGGGCAGCCGCCUUGUUCCAAGCCCCCAGACUGAUAACUCGCAGACCCUGGACGCCGUCGGAUUGCUUCCCGGUUCUGAUAACGAGCAGCGAUGCGCUGCGGUGGAUGACACUAAGGAAGGCGGCGAGUCCUUGGGAGCAGCCGUUGCGGCGGCGGCCUUGGGUGCUCGACCCGGGUUUGUGUGGCAGUGCGGCUCGUCAGCAUGCCUCAAUCCCUCCUCGUCUAACGCCACCACUGAUGGCAGCCGUGACGGCUCCGCCGGCGGCGGAAGCAGCGGCGAGGAGAAUCCCGAGAGGUCGCACGCACUCGCUGGAAGAGCCGGAAACUCGCUGUUUGACGACUGGACGGAUUUGCGCGGCAGGCGGCCCCGGGUGGCAGGAGGAGGUAGUGGCACUGCGCCUGGCAAGGAAGCAUUGGUGAAGGCGACGGAGGGUCGUCGACCCAUCUUCCACCAGAAGGCCCCGUCGGGCCGCAUCCUGCAGGAGGUAAGACAGCUCAAGGGAGUCGCUCCUCUAUCGAGUCUGAAUCCCCAUCCUUCUUCUCCCCUUUCCCUCCGUCGCCAGCUGUUCGACCUGGAGAGCGGGCCCUUGGAUCUGGAAUUCCUGGUGAGUCUGCGCACGCUCAGCCGCUCCUCUUCAUCUUCCACUCGCUCCUCGUCCGCGCGCUCCUCGACUUACGCCCGCGACACGCCGACCGCCACGCCCUCCCAGCCCCUCGCCUCUCUCGUUACUGCUUCCCCUGCUCCUGCUCCUGCUGCUGCUUCAGAUGGCCCAGCCCUGCCAGGUGCUGCGUCCGCCUCUGCCUCACCCGGUUCAGAAGCUACUACUGAGUCUGCUGGCGCUGCUUCUGCAGAAUCUCACGUCCCUCAAAGCUCUGCUCUUGUUCCUGCGACUCCAGGUGCUCCUGCUCGCGAUGAAGGGAUCGACAAUGACAGCGAUGCUGCUGACGAUUGCAGUGUUGACGAAGAGGACGAGGCAGCAGCAGCGGCGGCGUCAGCAUGGGCGGCGGUGGAGCUGGUGGAUGUGUCCUCCAACACAGCUGACGCGCGCAGUCGCACAAAUUCGCUCGGCAUGGCGGGCGACGGUUUCUCUCACGACGACCUCGCACUCGCGAUCGCCCUCUCCCUCGCCGAAUCCGAUCCCGGGAUUCGCCUUGCGCUCGAGAACCCUAGCAGACCAACGUCCUCAGCGGAAAGAGGACGCGCGGGGGGUAUCGCGCAAGAGCCCAGGAAAGAUUGGAGCAUUUCGGGAUUUGCCUCCAGCGGCAGCAGCAGAGGCGGGGCGGAAGGGUCGACUGCGGCGGAGCUGCGCGAGCGGGGCGGAGAGGCGGAGCGGUGGUGGGAGCGGAACCCGCGGGAGGCGCGAGACGUGAUAACCAUCGAUGACGAGGCGGAGGGGGAGGCGGAGGAGGCGGAGAGCUGGUCGCGUAAGGUGGAGGGGGUUGUGCCACUGCCUGCAGUCCCCCCACCUCCUGACCCCGACCUGCUGGACCCGUGUCCGGACAUAACAGCGCUCUUCCGCCAUUACAACGACCUCUACUUUCAAGGCCGCCUGGGGGCGUGCCUUGUCGAGUGGAGCUCCAAACGAAUGACGCUGUGUGCGGGCGUGUGCAUGUACGAUGGGGCGCUGUGCCGCAUCCGGCUGUCGGCCCCGCUGCUGCAGUACCGCCCCGUGUCGGACCUUAAAGCCACGCUGCUGCACGAGAUGAUCCACGCCUUCAUCUUCCUCUGCCGCCCCUCGCACUCCCGAGAGGACCACGGGCCCAUGUUCCAGGGCAUCAUGGGGACCAUCAACACCAGCACUCUGCACGACCAUCAGAUAUCCGUCUACCACUCGUUCAAGGAUGAAGUCAACGUGCACAGGCGCCACGCCUGGCAGGUGCCCUGGGUGGGGAGGAGGGGGUGCCGUGGUGUGUGGGGGGGUUGUAGGGGGAGUGGAGGGGGGUGUGGGGGUGUGGUGAGGUGA
Messenger RNA from Closterium sp. NIES-65, 2094 nucleotides. The record is from the annotation of a GenBank genome assembly. NCBI's taxonomy places the organism in Eukaryota, Viridiplantae, Streptophyta, Zygnematophyceae, Desmidiales, Closteriaceae.